Molecule: messenger RNA, 1991 nt
Organism: Dipodomys spectabilis (banner-tailed kangaroo rat)
Lineage: Eukaryota; Metazoa; Chordata; Mammalia; Rodentia; Heteromyidae
Gene: Icam3
Product: intercellular adhesion molecule 3
Exons: 7
Coding region: 61-1908 (615 amino acids)
Biological process (GO): cell-cell adhesion
Cellular component (GO): membrane
Molecular function (GO): integrin binding
Source: RefSeq, a predicted model, not a curated record
CAAUUCUGUGAACUUGAGGGAACAACAACAAAUUUGAGGUACAUCUGAGGCCUGCGGAAGAUGUCCCCCCAACUCCCAACUGUGUGUCUCUCUGAGGGAUCCCCAACUUACAUCACCCCAGAUCCGGAACCUCACCACUUCGAGAUGCCAGGCCUGGUGAAAGGUGCAGCCCUGAUUGCUCCAACCCUAACCGCCCUGGCUUCCGCCGCCCUCCCUCGGCCCCUCCCAGCACCCCUUCCCCGGGUCCCUUCCUCGCUCAGCCUGCCCAGCCUGCCCACCAUGGCGCCCGCCCGGCUGCCACUCGGCCGCGCCCUGCUCAUCUUCCAGCUGUUGGCCUACUGUCCGCUGGCCCUGGGAGACCUAGCGCGGGGCUCCCUUCUGCGGGUGGAGCCCCGAGACCCUGUGCUUCUGGCUGGAGGGACCCUCGUAGUGAACUGCAGCAUGGACUGUCCCCAGCCUGAGCUCCUCUCGCUGGAGACGUUGCUUGAGAAGGUCCCUGUGGGCCAUGGUGUGCGGUGGGCGGCCUUCCAGCUCAGCAACAUCACUGUCAACAGCCAAGUCUUUUGCUCCGGAUACUGUAAUGGCUCCCAGAUAAUAGCCACAUCUGAAAUCAUGGUGUUCCGGUUCCCAGAGACGGUGGAGCUGGCCCCGCUGCCCCCCUGGCAUCCGGUGGGCCGGAACCUCACCCUGAGCUGCCUGGUGGCGGGCGGGGAGCCCCGGGCCCAGCUCAGCGCGGUGCUGCUCCGCGGGGAGGAGGAGCUGAGCCGGCAGCCCGUGCUGGGGGAGCCGGCCGUGGUCACAGCCACGGUGCUGGCCCGCAGGAGCGAUCACGGCGCCAAUUUCUCCUGUGCCACGGAACUGGAUCUGCGGCCACACGGGCUGGGAUUGUUCCAGAACACCUCGGCCCCCAGGCAGCUGCGAACCUUCGCCCUGCCCCGGAGGCCCCUGCGCCUCGAGGCCCCGCCGAUCCUGGAGGUGGGGUCGUCCACGCAGGUGCGGUGCAUUGCGGAUGGGCUCUUCCCGGCGCCUGAGGCCCAGGUCCACAUGAUGCUGGGGGGCCAGAGGCUGCACCCCACAGCCACGAGCCGCGGGGACACGCUCACAGCCACGGCCACAGCUCACGCCCACCACGAGGGUUCCGCGGACAUCAGCUGCAACGUGACCCUCGGGGACCAAAGUCGCCAGGCCCGGAAGAACUUGACUGUUUACAGCUUUCUGGGGCCCGUUGUGAACCUGAGUGAGGCCAUGGUUGCUGAGAGGUCCACAGUGAACGUAACUUGCACGGCCGGACCCCGAACCCAGGUCAUGCUGGAUGGGGCUCCAAUCCCCCUCCUGGGGCAGCCAGCCCAGCUUCAGCUGCAGGCCACUGAGCGCGAUGACGGACGCCACUUCUUCUGCAGAGGCACCCUUGAGGUGGACGGGCUCCUUCUGCAUAAGAACACGACUGUCCGGCUGUCUGUCCUGUAUGGUCCCAAGAUCGACCGGGAUAAAUGUCCCCAACACUUGGUGUGGAAAGAGAAGACUACCCAGGUCUUGCGGUGCCAGGCCGGAGGCAAUCCGGCCCCUAGGCUGCAGUGUUUGCAGGAGGAUUCUGGGAAUGUGGUGCACGUCGGGAUUCCAUUCGUCGUCGGGCUAAAUUAUAGCGGUGUUUACUGUUGCCAGGCAACGAGUCCAAUGGGCUCCGCCACCUUGCCCGUGGAGAUUGACGUUCGUGAACGCAAUCCCGCCAGGGUAAGCAUCGUCUUAGGGGUGCUAGCAGUCCUAGGGGUGCUGACUGUCGCGGUGGCCUUAAUGUUUGUCUUCGGAUCGAAAUCACGGAGAGGCAGCUACCCCGUGGCGAGGCAAAGCGCCUUCGUACCCCUCACGACGAUGACACCUCAAGAGACAGAGGCGGAGGAGGUGCCUUGAGCGGCGGGACGCCGGGAUCCGGGGCCAAGGACGGGGCAGGGACUUUGGCUCCAGUUCCCCACCAAUAAAAUCCUUUCAACUUC